Messenger RNA from Agrilus planipennis (emerald ash borer), 556 nucleotides. RefSeq names its product protein yellow-like. The transcript has 3 exons. The coding region runs from base 101 to 556 and encodes 151 amino acids. Gene Ontology annotation, cellular component: extracellular region. The record is from RefSeq and is a predicted model, not a curated record. NCBI's taxonomy places the organism in Eukaryota, Metazoa, Arthropoda, Insecta, Coleoptera, Buprestidae.
GCAUCUCGCAUUUCAGAGACGCUAGUGAAGCGCUACAGUUUCCAGUGCGUGGUUUGUACUUUGACAAUUUCGCGAUUUGAUUUUCUUCUAUAAUUUAAAUAUGACCAGAUCAACAGAGGCUUUUAUUGGGUCUAAAUGGCUGUGUAUCAUAUUGGGUAUGAGUGCAUCCACUUGGACACUUUCAGAAAGUAUUCCAAACAGGAAUGCGGCAAAAAUAAGGGAAGUUUUUAGAUGGAAGCAGAUAGAAUUCGACUAUCCUUCCGAAAGUGCAAGGCAACAGGCAAUCGACAAUGGAGAUUUCAUACCUGGACGUUCCCUGCCAAUUGACGUAGAUGUAUAUUACGGAAGACCAGGGCAAACAAAAAAGAUAUUUAUCGCCAUGCCUCGUAUGCAGAGUGGGCAUCCUGCAACUAUCGGAACUGUUACUGACAAAACCACUGCCGAUGGGAAUCCUAUUGUUAAACCCUAUCCUUCUUGGAAUUGGCAUAAAAAUCUUAUAGACUGCCCACCUGACAGAAUCGUAUCGGUAUUUAGAAUGAUGGUAAGAAAGCCUUAA